AUGGCUGCUUAUGCAGCUUUGAUUUCUCUUAUGCGUAUCUUAAAAGAUAUUGAAACUCAUCCUUCCCCUCCGAUCUCUCUCGACAACCAACAAGUCCAAUCUCUCACGGAAAUAGUUACCUUCUUGCAGGAAUUUCUCGAAAGUUACAAGUCUCCAUACGAGUAUAGCGACGAAGCAGAUCCAUUGGAGAUUCGCAUUAUAGAUGCAACUCAUGCGGUUGAAGACGUGAUCGAGUCCUAUAUUAUUGACAUAAUCCAGUUUUCCGCAGAAGCAACUGACGACGGUGGUGAUAAGCAAAUCAGUUGCAUCCAUUUCUAUCAAGAUCUGCAAAAUGUGAUAGAGAAAAUGGAUUUGAUCAAGAAAGAGGUGACUGUGAUAACAAUGGCGAAGGAAGAGCACAAGAGAAAGGUGGCAUCUGAUGAUGCUGGUUUAAGAUUCAGCUCCACUGAGAAGAAGCAUCUUAUGGUUGGGUUUGAUGAUAUGCUUCUUCAACUCCUGGAUAGGCUUACUGAUCGAAAAACCAAUCGCCAGAUCAUACCUAUCGUAGGGAUGGGUGGCAUCGGCAAAACCACUCUUGCAAAAGGGAAGUUCUCACUCAAGCAGGAGGAUCCUCGACCAGUAUGGAUGGAAAAGAAUUGGAAGUAAGAUUACACAAGUCCUUAUGGGGUAGGAGGUAUCUCAUUAUAUUAGAUGAUAUGUGGAGUAUAGAUGUGUGGGAUAGGUUGAAAUUUUCCUUUCCUGAUUGCAGUGACGGUAGUCGAAUAGUAGUAACAACGAGGAUGUCGAACUUAGCUGCCCACUUGACUGAUUCGUAUAGCGUCUUUAAGAUGAGAUUUCUAAACGAAGUUAGUAGUUGGACUUUGUUCUCCAAAACUGUAUUUGGGGAACAAAGUUUUCCUACUCAUCUCGAGGAUAUUGGAAAGAAAAUUGUCGAAAAGUGUAAUGGACUUCCUUUGUCUAUUGCUGUUGUAGGAGGUCUAAUGGCUAAAUCAGAAGUUACACUAGAAUAUUGGGAGCACAUAGAGGAAAACUUAAGCUCAAUAGUGAAUGCGGAGAAUGAUGAUUAUUGUUUGAGAAUAUUGAAACUGAGCUAUAAUCACUUACCUGCCUAUCUAAAGCCUUGUUUUUUGUAUUUCGGAGUGUUUGAGGAAGACCGUGUAACUGAUGGUUCAAUAAUCAUCCGACUAUGGGUUUC
Molecule: messenger RNA, 1195 nt
Organism: Salvia hispanica
Lineage: Eukaryota; Viridiplantae; Streptophyta; Magnoliopsida; Lamiales; Lamiaceae
Source: RefSeq, a predicted model, not a curated record